AAUCAGCAACAGUUCUCGCAAGAAACUCAAACCGAUCACUCGCAGUCCCAAACAGUCAAUACAGACCAAAACUAGCCCAAAAUGUUCAAGUUGGUGGUAUUGUCUGCUCUGCUCGCCGUAGCCGUUGCCCGUCCCGGUCACCUGUUGGAGUCCUCCCCGCUGGUCUAUGCCGCCCCAGCUGCGACGACCGUCGUCCAGGAGCCCGUGCUGGCCAAGGUGGGUGCAGUGGUGAACAGCGUUCCCACUUCCGUCUCCCACCAGAGCCAGUCGGUGGUGCACAGCCACUCGCAUGUGGUGGAGGACAUCGUGGCCCCGGUGGUGAAGUCCACUCCGGUGGUCAGCUAUGCCGCUGCUGCUCCAGUUGUCCACACUAGCUAUGCCGCUGCUGCUCCCGUUGUCCAUGCCACCUAUGCCGCCGCUGCUCCAGUUGUCCACACCAGCUAUGCCGCCGCUGCUCCCGUUCUGGCCACAUCCUACGCCCAAGUGGCCGCCUCCUCGCCGCUGACCUACACCGCCACUGGUGUGUGGUUUGUCUCCCUUUCCAGCGACACAGUCGAAGAAGUUAACUCUCAACCAAAAUGUUCAAAUUUCGUUCUCGCUGCUCUUUUGGCCGUGGUUGCCGCCAAGCCCGGACACCUGGCUGCUGCUCCUCUGGUCUACAGUGCUCCUGCCACCACCGCCGUCAUCCAGGAACCCGUGCUGGCCAAGGUUGGAGCCGUUGUGAAGAGCGUGCCCACGGCCGUCUCCCACCAGAGUCUGACCCAGGUGCACAGCACCCCGGUGGUCGAGGAUGUGGUUGCCCCGGUGGUCAAAACCACCGCUGUGCACCACUCUGCUCCUGUGGUGGCUGCCGCCCCCAUUGUGAAGACUGUGGCCCCCGUCGCCUACUCCGCCCCUCUGGCCUACUCCGCCCCGGUGGCCUACUCCUCGUACUCCUCCCCCCUGACCUACUCCGCCCCCCUCAGCUACUCCGCCCCCGUGGCCUACUCCGCGCCCGUGUCCUACGCCGCCCCCGCCCCCUGCUGCACCACGCCCCCCUCGCCUAUGCCGCCAGCUCCUGGUAAGGCGUUGAGAACAAAAGAUUUUGAACUGUGCCUUGUUUACUAGUUAGCAAAACCCGAAAACGAACAAAUAAAUUAAAUGUGAAUAUCGAACAAA
Molecule: messenger RNA, 1158 nt
Organism: Drosophila elegans
Lineage: Eukaryota; Metazoa; Arthropoda; Insecta; Diptera; Drosophilidae
Product: cuticle protein
Exons: 3
Coding region: 82-1107 (341 amino acids)
Source: RefSeq, a predicted model, not a curated record